This is a messenger RNA of Symbiodinium sp. CCMP2592, 2616 nucleotides long. NCBI's taxonomy places the organism in Eukaryota, Dinophyceae, Suessiales, Symbiodiniaceae. The record is from the annotation of a GenBank genome assembly.
AUGUCUUGCAAGUGCUACGCCGCCUUGGUGCCUGCCGGCCCCCUGGUCCCUCACACGAUCGAGCGCCGUGCUGUGGGCCCUGACGAUGUUGCCAUUGACAUCAAGUACGCCGGCAUCUGCCACUCAGACGUGCACCAGGCCCGUGAGGAAUGGGGCAGCGCUAUCUUCCCGAUGGUGCCUGGCCACGAGAUCGGUGGCUUCGUCACUGCUGUGGGCCCCAACGUCACCAGCUUCAAGGUGGGUGACAAGGUCGGCGUUGGCUGCAUGGUGGACAGCUGCCGUGAAUGCCAGUCCUGCAAGGAGGGUGAUGAGAACUACUGCGCCACGGGUGCCGUCAUGACCUACAACGGCAAGUACAAGUACAAGCACUGCCUGGAGUACACCGAGGACGGCGGCAAGCCCACCUAUGGUGGCUACGCCCAGAGCAUCGUGGUCGACAAGAACUACGUGUGCCGGAUCCCCGACAACCUGGAUCUUGCUGGUGCCACGCCCCUGCUGUGCGCAGGCAUCACCGUCUACUCGCCGAUGGCUUACAACGGUCUCAAGGCAGGUCAGAAGCUGGGUGUGGCUGGCCUCGGUGGUUUGGGCGCCAUGGCAGUGAUGAUCGGCAAGGCCUGGGGCUGUGAGGUCACGGUCCUGUCGCGCAGCGAGGGCAAGCGCGACGAGGCCAUGAAGGAGCUGAAGGCGGACAAGUUCGUCGUGAUGUCCAACGACUCGGACGUGGAGGCGGCUGCUAGCUCCCUCGACAUGAUCAUCGAUACCAUCGCAGCCAAGCAUGACAUCCCGACAUACCUCAGCUUCUUGAGGCAGAACGGCAAGUUCGUAAUGGUUGGAGUGCCUGCAGAGCCGCUGGACUUCCAUGCCUUCUCCAUCAUCCCCAAGCGCAAGACGAUCACAGGCUCCCUCAUUGGCGGCAUUCGGGAGACGCAGGAGAUGCUGGACUUCUGCGGAAAGCACAACAUCAUCUGCCCCCACGAGCUCAUCAGCGGUGACAAGAUCAGUGAGUCCUACGACCGCGUGGUGAAGUCCGAUGUGAAGUACCGCUUCGUGAUUGUGUCAGGUAGCAGACGUACUUCCGCAGUUCAGUCCACCAUGUCUUGCAAGUGCUACGCCGCCUUGGUGCCUGCCGGCCCCCUGGUGCCUCACACGAUCGAGCGCCGUGCUGUGGGCCCUGACGAUGUUGCCAUUGACAUCAAGUACGCCGGCAUCUGCCACUCAGACGUGCACCAGGCCCGUGAGGAAUGGGGCAGCGCCAUCUUCCCGAUGGUGCCUGGCCACGAGAUCGGUGGCUUCGUCACUGCUGUGGGCCCCAACGUCACCAGCUUCAAGGUGGGUGACAAGGUCGGCGUUGGCUGCAUGGUGGACAGCUGCCGUGAAUGCCAGUCCUGCAAGGAGGGUGAUGAGAACUACUGCGCCACGGGUGCCGUCAUGACCUACAACGGCAAGUACAAGUACAAGCACUGCCUGGAGUACACCGAGGACGGCGGCAAGCCCACCUAUGGUGGCUACGCUCAGAGCAUCGUGGUCGACAAGAACUACGUGUGCCGGAUCCCCGACAACCUGGAUCUUGCUGGUGCCACGCCCCUGCUGUGUGCAGGCAUCACCGUCUACUCGCCGAUGGCUUACAACGGUCUCAAGGCAGGUCAGAAGCUGGGUGUGGCUGGCCUCGGUGGUUUGGGCGCCAUGGCAGUGAUGAUCGGCAAGGCCUGGGGCUGUGAGGUCACGGUCCUGUCGCGCAGCGAGGGCAAGCGCGACGAGGCCAUGAAGGAGCUGAAGGCGGACAAGUUCGUCGUGAUGUCCAACGACUCGGACGUGGAGGCGGCUGCUAGCUCCCUCGACAUGAUCAUCGAUACCAUCGCAGCCAAGCAUGACAUCCCGACAUACCUCAGCUUCUUGAGGCAGAACGGCAAGUUCGUAAUGGUUGGAGUGCCUGCAGAGCCGCUGGACUUCCAUGCCUUCUCCAUCAUCCCCAAGCGCAAGACGAUCACAGGCUCCCUCAUUGGCGGCAUUCGGGAGACGCAGGAGAUGCUGGACUUCUGCGGAAAGCACAACAUCAUCUGCCCCCACGAGCUCAUCAGCGGUGACAAGAUCAGUGAGUCCUACGACCGCGUGGUGAAGUCCGAUGUGAAGUACCGCUUCGUGAUUGACACCUCCACGUUCUGUGAGGAGGAUGCAACAUCGACUGUGAGAAAGUUCAUCUUGGACGGUGAAGCGUUCGUUUUCUGGUAUCUGAACCUCAUCGUCUCAACUGAGGGCAGCCACAUGAAGGAGUACGAGAUCGUCCAGAAGCUAGGCCGAGGUGCCUAUGGCAUCGUGUGGAAAGCCAUCGACAAAAAGACGCGGGAGGUCGUCGCAUUGAAGAAGUGCUUCGAUGCCUUUCAGAAUGCCACCGAUGCUCAACGAACCUUCAGAGAGAUAAUGUUCCUGCAGGAGCUCAAUGGCCACGAAAACAUCGUGCGCUUGCUCAACGUGCUGAAGGUGGGCCAACGGCAGGACAUCUACUUGAUCUGCGACUACAUGGAGUCAGAUCUCCACGCAGUCAUUCGGGCCAACAUCCUUGAGGAAAUUCACAAGCAGCCGGGGGUCCCAACAACUCCUUGUGGUUUGGAGCCCUGA